Molecule: messenger RNA, 1695 nt
Organism: Rhinocladiella mackenziei CBS 650.93
Lineage: Eukaryota; Fungi; Ascomycota; Eurotiomycetes; Chaetothyriales; Herpotrichiellaceae
Exons: 5
Coding region: 1-1695 (564 amino acids)
Molecular function (GO): CoA-ligase activity
Source: RefSeq, a predicted model, not a curated record
AUGCUCUACUUGGGCAGCAAGCUCGAUACCCCGGUUCCCACCGACAUCUCAAUCUGGAGCUGGCUCUUUGACCAGGCGCUGCCGACCAGCAAAUUCAAUCGCGAUCAGACAGCUGGCUUUCGAGACGCCAAGUCGCAGGAAUUCUUGCCCUUCGCCGAGGUCAAAUCCCUCGCGACAUAUUUGUCCACAGCAAUCGCGCAACGGUAUGACAUCAAGACAGGCAGCCAUGUGACGAUCUUCUGCAGCAAUAGUAUCUGGUACCCGGUUGUGACGUUUUCGACGGUGCGCCUUGGUGCGAUCGUCACGGGGUCGUCGCCCGAGUAUGGGCUCGAGGAGAUGAUGUAUAUUCUCAAAGCGAGUGAGAGUGAUCUGGUCUGCGCGGACAGUGAGUCUUGGGAUGUGGUUUGGAAGGCGGCGGAGAAGGUUGGCUUGGGCAAGAGCAAAGUUGUGUUCAUUGGUAGUGCUUCUGGGGUCAGAGCGCAUCAGGACAAGGUGACGAUCCAAGAUUUGAUUCGCGAAGGGAAAGAGAAGGGGAAAAAUGGGCAGGUCAAGAGCUGGGAACCCGCGAACGGUCAGAGUAAUGCGGAAGUGCCGGCCUAUUUGAGCUUUACGAGUGGGACGACGAGUUUGCCGAAGGGAGUCAUGAUCUCCCACCACAACGUGAUAGCACAGAUCAUGCAGAUGCGAUCAUUGACGGCGGCGGAUUGUCCGAAGGUCAUGCUAGGAGUGUUGCCGCUGUAUCACAUUACCGGGAUUGUCCAAAUCCUCCAGCUGCCGCUCGCGUUAAACCAAGAAGUGGUGAUGAUGGCGAAAUUCAACAUGCAAGAAAUGCUCGAUGUGAUUGUCAAGUACAAGUGUGAUGAAUUGUGGCUUGUUCCUCCUCUCUUAAUUCGUCUAGUCAAUGAUCCUGUGGCAGCGGGAUACGAUCUUCGGUUCGUGAAACAAUUCAAUACCGGAGCUGCGCCGCUUGCGAAAGAAAUUAUCGAUAAGCUGGCCAAGCGAUUCUCUCAUAUCCGGAUAAGACAAGCAUGGGGAAUGACCGAAAGCACAUCUGCCUUGACAUUGACACCGCCGUCGGACCAGACCUAUGAUAAGGCUCAUACCGUAGGCAAAGUGGUGCCAGAAACGGUGAUCAAGAUCAUCGAUCCGGAAUAUGAGGGCGAGGGAGAAAGAAUUCUCGGUGUUGGUGAGAGCGGCGAGGUUCUCGCCAAAGGUCCGCAAGUAACCAUGGGGUAUUACAACAGACCAGAUGCCACGGCCGAAACGUAUGACCAAGACGGAUUCCUGCAUACCGGGGAUAUUGGCUUCAUGGACCAAAACGGGUUUCUGAUGAUCCACGACCGGUUGAAGGAGAUGAUCAAAGUCAAAGGCGUUGGCGUUGCCCCUGCUGAACUCGAAGACCUCCUCUUGGGCCAUCCACUAGUUGCUGACGCUGCAGUUAUUGGGAUACCAGAUGACUAUGCCGGAGAGGUACCGAAAGCAUUCGUCGUGCUGGUCGAUCCAUCCAAGUCCGGCGCUGAAACUUCCAAAGAGCUGCUGGAAUUUGUGAAGCAGAAGAAAUCUAGACCAAAGUGGUUGGCGGGAGGAAUUGAGUUUGUAGAGAUGGUGCCCAAGAGCGCGAGCGGGAAGGUGCUUCGGAGGGUCUUGAGGGAUCAAGAGAAACAACGAACCAAACAGAACAAGGGUAAAUUGUGA